AGCUCAGCAUGUGAAUGGGUCUAGGUCGGAGGUUGAAGACGAUAAAACGGCUGAGCGUAAUGUCUUUCUGGGAAGGGUAGGUCCUGCAGGUGGAGGAGAGUUGUCCUGAAUCGAAUUACACGUGAUGAUGCCCAGCUCCCACUUCGUCAUCUAUCCCAGCGUCGUUCGGGCACAUAGCCAACUGUUUGUGCAGGUACGAGAGAAGAGGCAGCAGGGUGGGGGGUCGUUUAGAGGGGAGCGACAUGCGCCGCAUUUCAGCACCUUCCUGUAUUAUGGCAACAGGACGGUUCCCGGUGGCGAUACUGGGAGGAGAAGGGGGAAGAGGGAGCCAUGUUUCUUAGGACAGUUAGUAUGACAUAUCACCAGGUCCACCAUACACGCGUUUCCCGGAACAGGUAUCGCCUUCCCCCCCGCCGGUCUUUGUUGGAGUUUUGCUUGCUGUUUUCUGCAAUGCUUCAACUCUGUAAGAUCUUGCCUGUCCAGAACAGGAAGGCAACUUCUUUUUUCCCCCGGCACCUGGUCAAUGACGAACGACGUACUGACAUAUCCCGUCCCGGCCCAUCGUGGUGACAGCCCAGCC
This is a messenger RNA of Microdochium trichocladiopsis, 580 nucleotides long. RefSeq lists its product as uncharacterized. Bases 331 to 570 code for a protein of 79 amino acids. The record is from RefSeq and is a predicted model, not a curated record. The transcript has a single exon. NCBI's taxonomy places the organism in Eukaryota, Fungi, Ascomycota, Sordariomycetes, Xylariales, Microdochiaceae.